Messenger RNA from Ceutorhynchus assimilis (cabbage seed weevil), 6824 nucleotides. The record is from the annotation of a GenBank genome assembly. NCBI's taxonomy places the organism in Eukaryota, Metazoa, Arthropoda, Insecta, Coleoptera, Curculionidae.
CAUUUCUACACCAGUACCACUGGGUAGGAAACGGUUUGUUGAACAAUUUAAGCAAUUUUCACGUAUUUUCAGUCGACAAUUUUCUAUUUAACGAAAAACCGGACAUUUUCCGCGUCGUAAAAACCGUUUGCGACGGCCGUGUCACGCCGUUAAUCAAAAGAAAAUCGCCGUGUUACGUCACGCUGGCAACAAGGCCAUUUUGAUUUUCGCUAGUUUGGGUAUUUAAUUUAUUUAUUUAUAUUUUUUCCACUUCGGGAUUUUUUCCUGGGAUUUGUGUGUUUUUGUGACGAAGAGAGAGAAAAAUUAUCAAAAUUCCGGUGCCUACGAGAAACAGGGAUACCGUACACGGUAGCGGUGAAAUGAACAACAAGAGGAAAAACAGGGGAGGCUCUGUCAGGACGCAAAGACAGAGAUCCAUUGUGACUGAAGGUGUAUACAGUAAUGCUGUAUUCAUGCAUGCCGCUACUUCCCAAGUAGGGAAUGUGGCUAGGAUAAUGACGGCUUCAGGACAAGUAUGGGAAGGUGUAUUUAAAACUUAUUCUCAAAAUUUCGACGUUGCACUGGAGGUCGUGACAAGAGUCGAAAAUCCUGAUGGACCUGAUUGUCGUUUAUUGACUGAAACUCACCAAGAUCGAUUAAUCUUUAAACCUUGUGAUAUUUUAAGUAUGACAUUCAAGAAUGUCGAUUUGGAUUAUCCUGUUAAGGAUACAUUUCAGACUGACACUGCAAUCUCAGCAAGACUUAAUGGUAGUAAAUCUGAAGAAAAAGAGUUGGAGCCUUGGGACGCUGGCCAACUAAAUGGCAACGAUGUAAGCUUAGAUUUGGAUGCAUCCAACGGCUGGGAUGUACAAGAUAUGUUCCGUAAAAACGAGCAGGAAUAUGGAGUUCAAUCCACUUUCGAUCAUUCACUAAGGGGCUACACUGUACCAUUACAAACAAGCGAUACUGCUGAUUAUAAAGAAGCUGCAGCUAAAGCAGAACAAAUAGCCAGUGAGAUUGAAAGUCAACCAGCAUACAAGGCCCGUUUGGAACUUGAAAAUGGUGACGAAGAGGCUGCUUUUGCUUCAGUAGUAAGGCCAACCCAGAACCCACAAGAAGCUUCUAAUGGCAAAUAUAUUCCCCCUGCAAAAAGAAAGGGCCAAAAUAAUGGUAAAUUGGUCCGAAGUACUCCACCUCCAUCUAGUGGUUCAAGUAGUCAAAAUUCACCUUCCCCUAAAGAAACUAGGCCCCCAGUUCAAUAUCCACCACCACACGUAAACCAUCAAAGCAACAUACAAGUUUCAAAUGCCCAUCCACAUAGUACUCCUCCUCAACAGCCUCAUGUGCAACCACCCCCUCAACAAAUUCAACAUGUGAUCCCACCGCCACAUUUGCAUAACACGAUGCCUCCUCAAUUGGUACAACAGAUGCAGAAUAUGCCUCCACAAGUACAUCAACCAAUGCCAAUGCCCCCACAUGUCCCUAUUCCUAACAAUCCACCGCCAAGACCAAGCUCUCACACACCUCCUCACCAAUACCAGCAAGGACCUCCACCCAGACAAGGUGGUCCUCACGGAGUACCUCAUACUGGUCCACCACCACACGGCAAGCCUCAAAUGAAUGGAGAUAUUAAAUCUGGGCCACAGCAACGCCAACAAAGGCAUCAAUAUCAACAACAGCAAAUGCAAGAGAGAGUUGGACCUCAGGGACAUCCACAGGUUCAAAUGGCUUAUCAGGAAGUAAAACAAGACUCUCCCCACCAAAUGCCACCACAGCAACUGCCCCCACAAAACAUGCCUCAACCACGUUCCCAACCUCCACCACACCAGCAACAACGGCAUGAUGGUCCUCCAACACCCCAAGCGCAAGAGGGUCUAAAAGACCUCCAAGCGUUUUCCCACGACUUCAAGUUGGCCUCAAUGCCUCCCCAUACAAGUCCAACUUUACCUCCUGUACAGCACGUGCCCCAAGGCAUUCCUCCGCAGGCUCCUCCUCACAUGUCUGGAGCGGAAUCUCCACAGUUGGUGCCUCACAUGGGACCGCCACCAGUGCAAGCACACAGCGCUGGAACUUCACCUAACAGUAGCAGUAGCAACCUUAGUACUAUAAAUAGUAGUGUAGCAGAUCAAAGUCAGUCAUCUGGAGGAUCACAAAAACAGCCUAGCCCAGCACAAAGUCCUCAAAGUAAUGAGGGUGAAAAAUUGCAAAAUACUGUUGCCAAGUCUAAAUUGAAUCCUAAUGCCAAGGAGUUUGUGUGGAAUCCAAUUGCUAAGCCGUACCAACCCAGGUCUCCAAGUACUCCAUCAGCUAGCAGACCUCAUACUCCUCAGACUCCUUCUCACAGUCCUUAUAUUGCUGUGAGUGGACCUGGAGGGCCUCAAAUGCCUGUUAUGAUGCCUAUGCACUACAUGACUAUUAGCCAGCCUCAGUAUCAGCCUCCUCCACCACAGCAAAACAGAAUUAGGAAAAUUCCAAUGGGCCAAAUUCGCACGGACAUGGCGUCACAAAUGCAACAUGCAGCCGCCGUUACGGGUCAACCUCUAUUAGCUCCAGCCCCAAUUCCUGCUCAAUUUAUAUACAAUCCACAAGCAGCCGCAGCUGCAGCGGCUCACAAUAUGAACCAAGCAGCCUACCAACCUGCUACAAUGGCUGCGAUGCACGCUAUAAGAAUGUAUGAUGCUGCAGCUGCGGCCGCUGCACCUCAGCAGAUGUCCUAUAUUACUCAGCCUCAGCCGAGUGGUACUCCGUCGCCUGCGCAGCAAUACAAUCAAGCAGUGCAACAACAGCAAGGACCUCCGCAGGGCUAUCAGACUGUUCCGCAGCAACAGCCACCGCCUCAGAUGCCCAUGUUUUGUAUUCCCACACAACCUCACAUGUUGCAAAAUGUUCCAUAUUUGCAGCAAGUGCCACCCCCACACCACCAACAACAACACGUUCAGGUGUUAGUACAACAUCCCUCCCAAGGCAAUCACCAUGGUCCCAAUCCUUAACGCUGAAUCGAACAGCGUGAAAGGGUGAAUUUCAAAUAGAAAAUGUUAUUAUUUUUAGAUAGUAAGGAUUACCCCACGUGGUUUUGUCUCCUUACCUGAAACCGAACAGUUGCAGGCAAAAUUUAGAUUUAUCAAUCAGAGUUACUUAGAAAAUGGGUUUGUAAAAAACAGCGUAACUUUCUCAACAAGGGAUAUAAAAAAGGCCUGAAGAGCCUUGACUUGAUAAACACUUCACUGAAUCAUUAUUAGUUCGGUGGUGUGGUUUUUGGUAGAGUUAAUACCAAAUGUAGAAAGUUCGCUUAACAUUUCAAAACUUUAAUUGAGGCUGUCCCAAUUUUGCCUGCAACUGUAAGGUUUCAGUUAAGAUUCAUCGUCACUAUCAUUUUCUGAAGACUUUGGGUUUGUGAGACAAAAUGAGUUAUUUGAAUUUAAAUUAAAGGCCAAACAAUGUAUUGUUUUUAGAAAAAUAAUUUAACAACAAAAUAAAUUUCUGAAGGUGAAAAAACAUCUAUUUUUUUUUUAGUUUAUCCAUCCAGAAUAGUGUUCGAGAUUUUUCAAGAUUGACAAUUAUUGUAACUUUUCUGUUUAUCUACAAGCAGCUUAUUGUUUUUGCAAACCCGAUUCUUCUUAUUCUAAGUAUUUAAAAACUCUUCAAAGUUAGCAGUUAGUAAACAAAUUUCCCAUUCUAGUAGAAAUAUAUUUUUCCUUAUUUUUUCCAUUAUUAGCUUACUUCCUAAAAAUGCUUUUUAAUGUAAAAUAAUUUAUGAACUACGGGAACAUGAAAAAAAUUAUCAAUUGGUGUUUUUCAAAUUGAAUAUGUAAAUUAAAUUGAAAAAUACUGAAACAAGUUGUAUAUUAAAAAGCAUUUCUUUCAUUCCAUAUGCUAUUUAAGUUUCUUUGAAAUAUUGAGACCGUGUGGCAAAGACCUUUUCAAAUUGUAAAAAAAAUUAUAUUUUGAACUUCAAUCUAAAUUCAAUAACGCAGAGAUACAUUGUUUUCAUAUUUUUUUUCUGGAAUUUUUGAAUAUGACACUUGAUCAAAUUGGUCAUUGCUAAACUAUUUGGUCAGUUUACUUAUACAAAUGAAUAUAGGCCCUAGCUCAUCAGAUAAAUGGGAUAAUAUGUAUCAUAACACCUUAGCUGCGAUUGUUCAAGGCAUGGUUAAAUAUGAUAAAUAAAUAUUUCAUCAGAAAUAUUACUGAACAAUUUAGGACAAAAUGAAGCCCAAGUUAUGAACGACUCGUAGAGACAAAAAAUAUAUAUGUAUAUAGAAACUUGUGUAAGAAUAAUAUCCCUUUUUUCUCUAUUGUUCAUUUCUUUGAUUCCAAAAACCAACUCUGACUCUUAUAAAAUUGAUUUCAUUUUUGGAAUACAAUAAUUUAAGAUUUUAUGCUUGAAAACCUUUUAAACACUCCUGAAAUCGGUACGAGUCUGACAAUAUCGGUUUUAAUAAUAAAUUGGUAGCCACAUCUAGCAUACAUAAAGUCAAAAGUUCCAUCAAACAAUAAAGGUCAAAUAUUAUCUGAUUCCCUGUUCUAAGCUUAGGUGAGAUCAGAUUAAACACAUCAAAAUCUGAGACCUAAUCUGUAGCAUCAAAACAAUGUUUUUCCUGCAUUUACUGAAAUACUAUUAAACAAAAAAUCUCUAUAAGAUGUUCUUAAUAUUAAAAAACUAUCCUAUUUUCAGUACCUACAUGGUUGUCAUGGUGUGGAUUUUACCUGUGAAAUCAUUCCUAAAAGACCAUAUAUGAUUUCAAGGCCUAAUCCUAAAUUCGAGAUUUUUUUAUAAACAAUGGUACAUGAAAAAUAUAUUGUCAAAUACACGAUCCAAUCAAAAGCCUUCUUCUAUCCUUUUCCUUCUAAACGAAAUAUUACAGCAAAAAAAUUGUUAGUUUUUUUUUUUUAGAUAGUUAUAUUAUUGUUAUUGCAUUUUUUUGUUAAUAGUCAUUUUUUGAACUUUUUCAUUUAUUAUGUACUGUCACUUUUGUUUCUAUCUUGUUUUGAUAGAGUUUAAUUAAUCGUCUUUUUUCAUCAUUAUUAGCAAUUAAUUUAGUUAGAUGUGUGUUGAGUGGUAUUUUGUAUUUUUGAAAAUUUCACAACACACAUUUUCAUUUGUGCCUAUGAUCAUCAAAAUGUAGACGACGCGACCUCUGUAAAUUGAAAGUUUUCUAAACAUUUUUGUUUUUAUAAUAUAUUUUUUGAGGCCAUCUACAUUUUGAUAUUUAGACAAAAUAAUUUUUAAAAAUACCAAAUACAACCCCAAAGAGGUGUACCUCGAAAUUGGUACUAAAAUUAAAUUUUUAGAAAGGCAAAAAAGGCCUUCUAGCAUAAAUAACAUGUGGUUCCACGUCCUCACGCACUCUCCAGCUGGUUGGACAAAUUUAAUGCGUGGACUGAUCAUAAAUAUUCGGACCUUCAUUAUUAUUUAUUUUUUUUUUUUAUUAAAAAGUAAAUUCAAACGAAAUACAACUAUCAAAUAUGCGGGUAGACGCAAAGCGCAUUGAAAGUAAAAAAGGUGCCUUAGUUAUACAGGGUGUCUUCCAAUAAGAAAAAACUACCCUAAUGUUCCAUGACUUAAUAGCAAUAAAUAAACGCAAAUCAUGUAAAAAAAAGCACCCUGUAUAUCUUAUAAUAAUAAUAUAAUGUUUGUUAAGAAUAAUUAAUUUAUAUUUGAUUUUUUUAUAUAUUGUGAAUUGUAAAUGUAUUUCGGCACCCGUACAUUUUGUUCGUAACAAUUAUCAUCAGUAAUUCAUUAUUACAUUCUCAGAUUCAAACAAAGUAUUUUCACUUUUUUGUUUCAUAUUAAUUUUCAUUUACACUUUUGGUUGAAAAUACAAAAAGUAUUUUCAAUUCUUACUUUGCCAAAAAAAUUUCUUUUUCCAAGGAAAAAAUGAAAAAUAAUAAAACUGGAAAAAAAAAAUAAAAAAAACCGAUUUUCCUGUUCAAAGUUUAUUUUCGAUUUUUUUUAUUACAAAUAAAAACAUUUUUGGUUUAUUUGUAAAAUGGCGUAGUUUGAUUUUGACCCCUAAUUCUUCAGUCAAAUCUUUUGUUUUGUUGUUCCUCAAUGCUUUCAACAUUCAUUUAGGCAACCUCAAUCCUUAAUAAUCUGGAGAGCAAUAAAAAUUGCUAGUGUUUAUUAUACUGAGUAAGUGUUCAUGUUCUGUAUAUUGUUUUGUUCGUAAAGAAUCCUGCUUUUUAUUAAUGGUGUGAAGUUGAUCCAUCUUAUUUUAUAUAUUUCUCAUUAAGUUCAUUAAAUACAAGUACAAUUACUACAAAUAACUUGUUUCUGCUGAAGUCAUGAAGGGUAACUUUGAAUGUUGGUAGAUCCUAGUUAAUGGACUGCUAUCAGUGAUCAAUUCAAACUUACGGACAAAGAGAAACAUGUUAACCGAAAACAUAAUAGCAAGUGCUAAGCAGUUGAUUGAUUGAUUGAUUGAUUUGAUCAACAGCAGCAAGGUAAGGUAUAGUGAUUCCCUGACACUGCAGCUAGUUAGCUUAUUGUAUCCCCUGCUGUGUGACAUAUCUCUAUUUCAUGUAUUUCGGAUUCGGAUACGGUGGUGUGCUUCCACAGCGGAGAAUACCAUUUUGAUCUUGGGGAUAGGCCAUAUACUCCGGCACCGGUUCCAUUGUCGGUUUUGGGAUCAUCGGUGUCCAUACUAAGUUUCUAUUCUGAGCUAAUGAGUUUUCUAUUUUAUUUUCCCAGUUAAUCUGGGUUUGAAACGGUUUGUGAGUAUUUAUUCUUGGAGUCAUUAUGUCACUUCUCAUCUCAUAUAGCGAGUUUCUAACAAUGUUUGAUAUCCGUACGUUCAGAUGUUCUUCUCAGAUUCCAGUUCUGGCUACAGUUGAGUCUGUAGGCC